Molecule: messenger RNA, 3066 nt
Organism: Effrenium voratum
Lineage: Eukaryota; Dinophyceae; Suessiales; Symbiodiniaceae
Source: the annotation of a GenBank genome assembly
AUGUGGAGCUCUCAGUUUCUCAAGGCCUCCACGCCGACCGCGGACACUAGUUCCACCUCUGCACUUUCAAACACUGUCUGCAUUUGCGACCCCGAUGGGCAUUGGCCAUCAGUGCACGAGAAGCCGGUGAAGGAUUUGUCGGAGUUUGGGGAGAUCGCAAGGCUCGACACCAGCCUCACCACGAUUGCGCGGUGUGUCCUGGUCACCUACUUCGAUGUCCGCUGCGCCCAGCGCCUGAUGCUCUCCAGCCCCGGGCGCUGCGAGCCCUUCCCAGCGGCGGCCCAUGACAUCCGCACGGUGCGAGUGAACCUCUCCGCCUUCGCCGAAGAGGUGGACCACGUCCGCGGUGGUUUCAAUCAAUUCGGGGAGGUCGCUCAUAUCAGUGCAUCGCACGGCCACGCCAUCGUGGAGUUCUUUGACAUCCGAUCCGCACAGAUGCUGCUGGCGGCAGCUCAGGGUGCUGCGAUGCCCUGGACGCCCGAGCAGAACGGCUCGGCCUCCGCCUCUUUGCUCUCCUCGCUGUCUGCUGGCACUUGGCAGUCAAAUGCCGUUCCUCAAGGUUUGCUUGGGUUUCAGACAUCUCUGGGAGAGGAGGAGGUUGUGGACGGUCUGGCACAGGAAGACAAGAAGGGCGAGCGCAACAAUCGCCCCCUCAGGACCAAGGUGAGCACCAAGGAGUUCUCAAAGUACGACAUUGACCCCGACAGGAUCGAGCGCGGGGAGGAUUUCCGGACCACAGUCAUGGUGCGGAACGUGGCAGGCGCCAACGCCCGAAAGGAAUUCCUCAACUUUCUGGAGAAGUGCGGCUUGUCCGAGCGCUUCACGUUCUUCUACAUGCCCUGCAAGGAGCAUCGUAACGUGUUGGCCGGCUUCGCAUUUGUGAACUUUGUCGCGCCCACGAUGAUCGGCAACUUGGCAGCGCUCACCGUUUGCCUGCAAGAGGUGAUGACAGCACCCUACGAAGAUGCACCAGGGGUGAACAAAGACCACAUGAAUAGCUUUGUGAAGAACGUGAUUUACUCCAAGAUUAUCGCCGGUAUGUGUGUGACCAUGAUCUUUGGCAACACAUACUACGCUUGGAUGGCCUACCGGAUGAUGCAAAAGGAGAAGACCACCAACGUGUGCACCUUGCCCUAUGGGAUCAACACUCCUGCCGCCUUUGCCUUCGUCUUCAGCGUCGUUGCCAAGGCGGCACAGGAGGGAGCAAGCCAAGGUAUGGGCAUGGAAGAGGGGGUUCUCUACGCCUGGAAAGUGGGCUGCGUGGCCAACGUGGUGAGCGGCCUCAUUGCGACCAUGUGCGGCUUUGCCGGGCCAUUGAUUGUGAAAGUGGCUCCGGCAGGCAGUCUGAUGGUGGCGCUGGCGGGGCUCGGCUUUACCUACCUUGGCAUUGGCCAGAUCAUCAGCUGCUUCGAUGUGGGCCACCUCGGCUUGUUGCCCUUGGGCGUGGCGUUGGCGGGCUUCUUCGGAGAAGUCCGGACCUCGCCCUUGCCUGCGGCAGUGGCGGUGAUGCUCGUCGGGAGCUUGACCGGGUGGCUUUCCUUCGAAGGUUGGCCAGAGGGUGAGAAUCCCACGGGGGGCACGCCGGAAGCUGUCCAGGAGGCGAUGCAGGGCUUCAGUUUCUACAUGCCGCAGAUGCUGAGCCCUUCCGCCUUCGCGCAGAUCCCCGAGGUCGCCGCCAACAACUUGGCGGUGAUUCUGCCCGUGGCCUUCGUUGGGGCCGUGAACACCUUGGUCUCCACCUACUCGGCGCAUUCGGCAGGGGACAUGUUCUCAAUCCGGGAGUGCUUGAUCGUAGAUGGGCUCACCACUGUGGUGGCUGGGCUCUUUGGCUCACCAUUUGGCACCUGCGUCUACUGCGGACAUCCACAGUUCAAGAACCAGGGUGGCAAGAUUUACUACUCCUUCUUGAACUGCAUCCUCUUUUGUUUCCUGGCAGCCACCGGCAUGUUCGCGGCCGCGAACGCGGUGCUGCCCCCCUGGGCCACCGCCCCCAUCAUUCUCUUCAUCGGGCUUUCGAUCAACCAGGAUGCCUUCAAUAUCAUCCACAACCGACACAUCCCAGCCGCCAUCAUUGGCCUUUUUCCCUCUACGGCUGAUUGGAUCAUGUCGAUCGACUCCGGGGUGAAGGAGAAGAAGCCCGGGCUCGCGGCCCUGUCCUACGGAGCCUUGCUGGUUUGCGUCAUCUGGACCUCCAUGGGCAUUCACGUCAUCGACCGGCGCUUCAUGCAAGCAGGCAUUUGGGCCAUCGUCGGGGCAGUUCUGGCGGCACCAGGACUCAUACACCAAGAGAAGGCGGACCUUAGCUUCAAGAACUACAUGGGUGGCCCUGAGCAACCCUUUGGCUUGUCCGCCUGUGCCUUUCAGGUUGGCUAUGCCAGCUUAGCUCUCCUCUUCUUCCUCCUGAAAAUCCCCCAGCACUACGGAUCCUCUCGCGUCCCAGCAGAAAUCAAGGACAAAGAGGAGGAUGCGGAGGUAGAGGCGGAGGAGAUGGCCCAGAGGGCCAAUGAGCGCUCCUCCUCCCGCAUCAUCAGCCACUUCUUCGACAACGCGGCGGUGGAGCCGGACACGCAGCACAGCGACAGCGACUCCGCUGCGACCAGCGAUUUGGAGGAUGUGCACAAGCUCUUCGUGAUGGUGAAGAGCGGGUACUGGCGAGAGUUCAUGAGCAAGUCCCAGACCAAGGCGCCUGGCGUGAGCUAUGCCCGCUUCCAGGGCCAUGAGGAGUUGGUGCAGCACUUCAGCAGCUCCGCGGUGCUCCACGAACAAGACCCCGAGAAGAGGCCCAUCUUCCGCCCCGAGGCGGCGAAGGCGGCCAAGGAGCAGAAGGAGGGGAAGAAGGAGGGCUAUAUGGCGAAGGUUUCUGGAGCCCCUGGCCUGUCGAACUUCGGGAUGGGAGGCGGCACCGACUGGAUGUCUCUGCUGGCACCCCAUGCCAGCGAACUCUCGGCGCUCCUGGCGGCAAAGGAGGCGAACAAGGUGUCCUCCCCGCCGGCGUACGUGAAGUCCUCCUUCUUGGACAAGGAGGGCAAGCACAUGGAGUUUGCACCUCCUCAGAUGGGUGCGUGA